UAAUUAUCUAGCAGACGACUCGAAGUUCGAACUUUUUACGAUAUUUAAUAGAAGAUGGCAUCUCAUGAUUUUGACAUCGACGAUAAUUCCAUCCUAUCUCGAAUUGAUGAUGUUAUGUUGUCCGUCAUUCAGCAAAUCAGUGACAACAAGCCACCAGUUCUGAGCCAUUUCAACAGAGGAACCUGGCAAAACAUUACAUACGACAAAAAUGUAGGUCUCUGUGUCAAUGAUGCCAUGAAAAUGACAUCAGUACGUUUUGAUUCCAAACUAUCCCUAAAGAAAUUCACUUUGAUGAUAAAACUUUUGUCAAUGGUAUAUAGUCUUAUUCAGACUGACAGAUUUUGUACCAAGCGUGAUUUAUAUUACCAAGACACUACAUUGUUUGGAAACCAAACAGCAUUAGACGAGGCUCUAGAAAACAUCUCCUGCAUGCUACAAGUACCAAGGUGGCGUCUACAUGUGCUGGCUACCUCAAAAGGAUGUAUUGCAGGAAAUUUGUCUUUUUAUGAUGUAGAUGGUAACUACGUAGACUGUAGCAAGACCAUGUCAGGGAUCCAAGUUCCUAGUCAUAUUGCAGGAAUGCAGCAUAUUCAAACGGAUGCUGAUUUUAUUUUAGUCAUAGAGAAGGAUGCAAUUUUCCAGCGUUUAUUAAGCGAGGGAUUUUGUGAAAUGAUGUGUCCUUGCAUAAUUGUAACAGGAAAAGGUUUUCCUGACAUGAACACCAGAAUGCUUUUAAACAGACUGUGGAGAGAGUUUUCUCCAAGAUUUUUCAUUCUUGUGGAUGCAGAUCCUUAUGGAAUAGAGAUUAUGUCCAUUUACAAAUUUGGAUCCCGUUCUUUGUCAUUUGAGGCCCCCAUGUUGACUGUGCCUGAUAUGGAAUGGCUGGGGGUUUUACCAAGCGACAUUCAACGUCUACGACUGAAAGAAAAUAGUCUUAUAGAGCUAAAGCCAUCAGACAAAAGUAAAAUAAGUAACAUUUUGGCAAGACCGUAUGUUUCUGAAUCACAGUUUCUGUACAAGGAACUCAAUGUUUUGUUGGAACUUGGAAAAAAGGCUGAAAUUGAGAGUCUUGACUCCAUAUCUUUAUCUUUCCUUGCAAAUGUUUAUCUUCCAACCAAACUGAGACAUAGUUCUCAGUAGCAGAGAUAUAGAAUUUUGUUAAGUAUAUGUAUUAAGAAUUGGCUCAAUUCUAAAGGUAAAGAAAUGAAUUCAUACAAUUAAGUUACACAAGUAUUGAAAGCCUCAAAUUUUCAUUUUGUAUUACUCUCAAAUUUUCUUUUAAAAUUGUGCAUUGUUUUUAACAUUGUCAUGUUCAUAGUUCAAGAAUUUAAUUGCUCAUCUGAGCCAAAAAUGAGCA
Molecule: messenger RNA, 1357 nt
Organism: Saccostrea echinata
Lineage: Eukaryota; Metazoa; Mollusca; Bivalvia; Ostreida; Ostreidae
Product: meiotic recombination protein SPO11-like
Exons: 2
Coding region: 55-1140 (361 amino acids)
Biological process (GO): meiotic DNA double-strand break formation; meiotic DNA double-strand break processing; reciprocal meiotic recombination
Cellular component (GO): nuclear chromosome
Molecular function (GO): DNA binding; DNA topoisomerase type II (double strand cut, ATP-hydrolyzing) activity; ATP binding
Source: RefSeq, a predicted model, not a curated record